AUGGCGCCGAGGAUGGGUCGAGAUAUCAAACAGUCGGUCCCUCUUUUUCCUGCCACCAGCAUCAGGCUUCUGUUAACCUUCCAAAGAUACUCGUUGAAGAGUUGCCGGACCAGUAACCGGAAGAGCCUCAUUUUAACCAGUACAUCACCCACUCUCCCUCGACCACACUCACCUCUCCCUGGACACAUAGGAAGUAGUCCAUUGGACAGCCCAAGGAACUUCUCCCCCAGUGGCCCUGCCCACUUCUCAUUUGCCUCCUCUAGAAGGGCGGACGGUCGAAGGUGGUCCCUGGCCUCUCUCCCCUCCUCUGGAUAUGGCACUAACACACCCAGCUCAACGUCCUCCUCCUCGUCACAGGAGCGGCUGCACCAGCUGCCCUUCCAGCCCACCAUGGAUGAGCUGCACUUCCUGUCCAAGCACUUCGGCAGCACCGAGAGCAUCACCGACGACGACGGGGGCCGCCGCUCGCCACACGUGCGCCCCCGCUCCCGCAGCCUCAGCCCGGGGCGCUCACCGUCUUGCUAUGACAACGAGAUAGUAAUGAUGAACCAUGUCUACAAGGAGCGCUUCCCCAAGGCUACAGCCCAGAUGGAGGAGCGUCUGUCAGAGUUCAUCCAGAACUUCUCCCCGGAGAGCGUGCUGCCGCUGGCUGACGGGGUCCUCAGCUUCAUCCACCACCAGAUAGCAGAGCUGUCCAGAGACUGCCUGACCAAAUCACAGGACGGACUCAUCACAACGGUGUAUUUCUUUGAGCUGCAGGAGAAUCUGGAGAAGAUGCUCAAUGACGCCUAUGAGCGUUCUGAGAGCUCUGAGUUGACCUUCGUCACUGAGCUGGUCAAAAAGCUCUUCAUCAUCAUAUCUCGUCCCGCCCGGCUUCUGGAAUGUCUGGAGUUCAACCCAGAGGAGUUCUAUCACCUGCUGGAGGCAGCGGAGGACCACGCCAAGGAGGGACACCUGAUGAAGACGGACAUCCCUCGUUACAUCAUCAGCCAGCUGGGUCUGACCCGGGACCCUCUGGAGGACAUUGUGAGCAUGGACAACUACUAUGACAGUGAAGGUCCCCACACCCCAGAGCCAGACGAUUCCGCAGAGGGGAAGAUGAAAGCCAUGAAGCCGCCAAGUGAAGAAGACUUUCAAACCAUCAAGCUGAUCAGCAACGGAGCAUAUGGUGCGGUGUACCUGGUACGUCACAGGGAGACCCGUCAGCGUUUUGCCAUGAAGAAGAUCAACAAGCAGAACCUGAUCCUGAGGAACCAGAUCCAGCAGGCCUUCGUAGAGAGAGACAUCCUGACCUUCGCUGAGAACCCCUUCGUGGUCUCCAUGUUCUGCUCCUUCGAGACUCGCAGGCACCUCUGCAUGGUCAUGGAGUAUGUUGAAGGGGGAGACUGUGCCACUCUGCUGAAGAACAUCGGGGCGCUGCCCGUGGAACUCACCAAAAUGUACUUUGCAGAGACCGUGCUGGCACUGGAGUACCUACACAACUAUGGCAUAGUGCACCGAGACCUCAAGCCUGACAAUCUUCUGAUCACCUCUAUGGGCCACAUCAAGCUGACCGACUUUGGCCUGUCUAAGAUGGGUCUGAUGAGCCUCACCACCAACCUGUACGAGGGACACAUCGAGAAGGACGCACGCGAGUUCCUGGACAAACAGGUGUGUGGCACCCCAGAGUACAUAGCCCCGGAGGUGAUCCUGAGACAAGGCUACGGGAAGCCGGUGGACUGGUGGGCCAUGGGCAUCAUCCUCUAUGAGUUUCUGGUGGGCUGUGUGCCCUUCUUUGGAGACACGCCUGAGGAGCUCUUUGGACAGGUCAUCACAGAUGACAUAGUGUGGCCUGAUGGAGAUGAGGUCCUGCCUGCUGAUGCCCAGGGACUGAUAUCAACCCUGCUACAGACCAAUCCACUGAUGAGGCUGGGUACAGGGGGAGCGUUUGAGGUGAAGCAGCACUCGUUCUUCUCUGACCUGGACUGGAACAGUCUACUGAGACAGAAGGCAGAGUUCAUACCUCACCUGGAGUCAGAAGAGGACACCAGCUACUUCGACACCCGUUCAGAUCGUUAUCACCACAUCAAUGCGUACGAUGAGGAUGACACCAACGAUGAUGAUGAGCCUGUUGAGAUCAGGCAGUUCUCCUCCUGCUCCCCUCGCUUCAGCAAGGUGUACAGCAGCAUGGAGCACCUGUCCCAGUUAGAGCAGAAGGCCCCCUCAGUGACUCGACGGGAACACAAGGGCUCCCGGGAGGACAACAAGGGGAAGAGAGAGAGUCUGGGAAGCUUCCCUAUCAGGGACAAGAGCUGGAGGACCGGAUCACCUGAGAUGAAGCGUCUGUCCGGUUCUGAGUCCCUCUACAUGGACGGUGACUCCAGCCCUCCCCUCGGGGCCCGGCGCCGUUUCUCCGCCCUCAUGGACACGCAUCGCUUCGCCUCACAGCAGGAGGACAACCCAGACCCCCUGACACGCCAGCCCCCUGUCAAGGCUAGGGGGACUUCACUGGAGGUGGCCUCCGUUCCCUCCACACCCCCCUCCACCCCCAGCACCACCCCUGACCCAACAGAGGAACAUGUAGGAGAGAAACCACCAAGGCCAGGCGAGACUCUGGGAGCCACGCCCACCCCCUCCACUACUCCUGGACCUACAUCAGCCAAUAGGGAGCUGGGGGCAGGGCCUGUGUAUGACCCCCUGGGCCCCCGGGCCACGAAUGACCUGGUCCUCCGCAGGGCGAGACACCAGCAGAUGUCAGGAGACACAGGGGAGAAGAGGAACUCACGGCCUGGCAACAAGGUUAUCAAGUCAGCCUCGGCCACAGCCCUGUCUGUCAUCAUACCUGCAGUAGACCAGUACGUCCACAGUCACAGCUCCCCCUUGGCCAGCCCCAUGUCCCCCCGCUCCCUGUCCUCCAACCCCUCCUCCCGGGACUCGUCACCCAGCCGUGACUACUGUCCGGCCCCCGCCGUCAGCGUGCUGCGCUCUCCAAUCACCAUCCACCGCUCAGGAAAGAAGUACGGAUUUACCCUCAGGGCGAUACGGGUCUACAUGGGAGAUACGGAUGUUUACAGUGUCCAUCACAUCAUCUGGCACGUGGAGGAUGGAGGCCCCGCCCAGGAAGCAGGACUGUAUGCUGGUGACCUCAUCACCCAUGUGAAUGGGGAGUCUGUCCACGGAUUGGUCCACACGGAAGUGGUGGAACUCAUUCUAAAGAGUGGCAACAAGGUGACAGUGACCACCACACCGUUUGAGAACACCUCCAUCAAGGUGGGUCCGGCACGCAAGUCCAACUACAAGUGCAAGAUGGCCCGACGCAAUAAGAGGCCCAUCGGCAAAGAGGGACAAGAGAGUAAGAAGCAUAGCUCCCUGUUCAGGAAGAUCACUAAACAGUCCAACCUGCUCCACACCAGCCGCAGCCUGUCCUCUCUGAACCGCUCUCUGUCGUCCAGUGACAGUCUACCAGGUUCUCCCUCCCACAACCUGUCAGCCCGCUCCCCUACACAGCAGGGAUACAGGUCCACACCUGAGUCCUCCUACCUGGGUGUGUCCUCUCAGAGCAGCUCUCCUGCCUCCAGCACCCCCAACUCCCCUGCCGCCUCCCAGCACAUGCGCCCCAGCUCCCUGCACGGCCUCUCCCCCAAGCUCCACCGCCAGUACCGCUCGGCCCGCUGCAAGUCCGCCGGCAACAUCCCCCUCUCCCCCUUAGCCCACACACCAUCCCCCACCCAGUCCUCCCCUCCCCCACUCCCAGGCCACACCAUCGGUAGCUCCAACACCACCCAGACCUUCCCUGCCGGGGCAAAACUCCACUCAUCACCACCCGUGGUCCGCCCCAGGCCCAAGUCCGCCGAGCCGCCCCGUUCCCCACUCCUCAAGAGGGUCCAGUCGGCAGAGAAGCUCACCUCGCCACUGUCUCAUUCCCAGUCGUCGAGUGGUGGGGUGGGAGGGCCUCUGAGGAAACACAGCCUGGAGGUCCAGCACUCUGACUUGUACCGCAAGGACCAGUUCCACUGUUGUGAGCUGGGGCUCCAGAGUUUGUUGGAGACGGAAGGGGAGAAUCCACCCGAGUCGGGGGUGCUCAAGCCGAUGAGGAAGUUAGGGAGGCAGGAGUCGCCGCUGAGUAGGGAUACACUGCUGGCUGGUAUCUUUAGGAGCCAUCCAGAAGGAGCAGAGAAGAGCCAGCGUCAGACAAACAUGUCUAUCAAGCAACAGAGCCUCCGAACAGCCGUGAGUACAAGCCCUCUCAGCCAAGACUCCCAGGAGAAUUACGGAGAGGACAGAACGGAACCAAAGCUAAAUGGAGACAACAAGGUGUGUCCUCCUCCUCCUCCUCCUCCAAGGGCCAGCAUGCCCUGUGGGGGCCCUCUAGGGAGAGGCACUAGUCCAGACAGAGGCAUGGGUAUGGGUGGAUCAUCAAUAACGUCAGGGUCUACAGGUAUGUUCAAGGCUAGUAGUAAUCCAUCAGGAAUAGUAGGAGAGAGCCUGAGAAAGAAUGGAGCCGAGAACAAUGGCUCUCCAAAAACUUCAGAACUGGGGUUGAGAAGCCCCAAAAGCCCCAAACCUCCAGCCAGGGCCCUGGCUCCGGCUGUUCCACCCCACGGACAACCCCUCUCCCUGGGCAAGGUGAGGCAGGGCCUGGGGCCUGUCAACUGCUACCGAGGGACCCUGGACUGGGAGGAUAAAUGUCGGCUGGAGGUAGUGGAAGAACACUCUCCAUCCCCCUCCCCCUCCCCCACAGGCGUCACCCCCUCGCUCUGCGCACCCUCCUUCUGUCCGGGCAGGUCCAGGCCUGUUUCCCCCGGCGACAAGACCAGCUUUGUCACCCAGCUGACCAGUGCCGCUAAAUUGGUCCUGGGGCCUAUAAAGGGGUCAAUGGUGUCCCAGUCCCAGGAGGGGCCCAAGGGGAAGGAGCUGAAAGACAUGCCCAAGCCGGGUGAGGAGAAGCAAGGUGCCUCGGCAGGAAAGUCUGAGGCUUCGUCCGGACUCGGAGUCCGGAUGGUUGGCGGUGGCACCACAGUGGCCCAAACUCCAGCCAACUCUGUUCCUCAGCCUGAUAAGGCGAACACAGGUAGAAACCCCCCCAAAUUGUAA
Molecule: messenger RNA, 5073 nt
Organism: Salvelinus namaycush (lake trout)
Lineage: Eukaryota; Metazoa; Chordata; Actinopteri; Salmoniformes; Salmonidae
Product: microtubule-associated serine/threonine-protein kinase 1-like
Exons: 29
Coding region: 1-5073 (1690 amino acids)
Biological process (GO): peptidyl-serine phosphorylation; intracellular signal transduction
Molecular function (GO): ATP binding; protein binding; protein serine/threonine kinase activity
Source: RefSeq, a predicted model, not a curated record